Artibeus jamaicensis (Jamaican fruit-eating bat) is the source of this 697-nucleotide messenger RNA. Its product is annotated as histone H3.1. The record is from RefSeq and is a predicted model, not a curated record. The transcript has a single exon. Gene Ontology annotation, cellular component: nucleosome. The coding region runs from base 20 to 430 and encodes 136 amino acids. Gene Ontology annotation, molecular function: DNA binding; protein heterodimerization activity; structural constituent of chromatin. Lineage: Eukaryota; Metazoa; Chordata; Mammalia; Chiroptera; Phyllostomidae.
CUGUCUCAUAGAUUUCAUUAUGGCUCGGACUAAGCAAACGGCGCGCAAGUCCACGGGCGGGAAAGCCCCACGCAAACAGCUGGCCACCAAGGCGGCCCGCAAGAGCGCGCCGGCCACCGGCGGCGUCAAGAAGCCGCACCGCUACCGGCCCGGAACCGUGGCCCUGCGCGAGAUCCGCCGCUACCAGAAGUCCACCGAGCUGCUGAUCCGCAAGCUGCCCUUCCAGCGCCUGGUGCGCGAGAUCGCGCAGGACUUCAAGACCGACCUGCGCUUCCAAAGCUCGGCCGUCAUGGCGCUGCAGGAGGCGUGCGAGGCCUACCUGGUGGGCCUGUUCGAGGACACCAACCUGUGUGCCAUCCACGCCAAGCGCGUCACCAUCAUGCCCAAGGACAUCCAGCUCGCGCGCCGCAUCCGCGGGGAGCGGGCCUGAGCUUGAAGGACAUUUAUUUCUCCUAAAGGCUCUUUUCAGAGCCACCCACGUUUUCUAAACAAAGGGCUGCAAAGACUGAGUUCACCCACAGGCUCAAUAUAACUAGGCAUGUACUAGGCAGUAAAGCAUAACCAGGCCCCACCUGAUCGUGUAAUGAAUCGUAUAAGUGCUACCUGCUUAUUCGAACAAGCUGCCUUUUAAGUCUUCAGUAGGACUUUAGUCAAUACAGAGCAAGUGAAAGUUGGAAACACGUGAAAGAAUUGGCAU